GGCGCAGUGCAGUGCAGGCUGCAGCUGAACUGUGCUGCACACAUAUAAAAGCUGCGGACAGAGUGUGCGUUCUGUUCUGCCAUAUCAUAUCCACGGAUCGAUCCACUACUCUCUGCUUGAUUGAUUGUUCCGACUUCGUGUCAUGUCAUCCGUCCCGUGGGUGUGAGCCAGCGAGUGAGACUGACUUGACUCUGUCGGAAUUAACAAGCCAGGCGUCGUCCGUCCGUCCGGCCCUUGUCAGCUGAGUACGAGGUUAGCAGUAACAAUCUUGCAGCAAUGGGGCGCGCGCCGUGCUGCGACAAGGCGAGCGUGAAGCGCGGGCCGUGGUCGCCGGAGGAGGACGAGCAGCUCCGGCGCUACGUCCGCGCCCAUGGCAUCGGCGGCAACUGGAUCGCCCUGCCGCACAAAGCCGGGCUGAAGCGGUGCGGCAAGAGCUGCCGGCUGCGGUGGCUGAACUACCUGCGGCCGGACAUCAGGCACGGCGGGUACACGGCCGAGGAGGACCGGGUCAUCUGCUCCCUAUACGGGUCAAUCGGCAGCCGGUGGUCGAUUAUCGCGUCCAAGCUCCCCGGCCGCACGGACAACGACGUCAAGAACUACUGGAACACCAAGCUCAAGAAGAAGGCCGUCGCCAUGGGGAUGCAGCAUGCCACCGGAGGAUCAGCCUUCUCCGCUCCCCAUAGCCAGUGCGCGCUCUCGCCGGCGGCCUCGGGCUCCUCCUCGUCGACCGUCGACACCACAAGCUCCAGCGCCGGCGGGGACAUCUUCUUCGCUGCCGCCAUGGAUCAGCAGCCAUGGCCGCCGCAGGGGCUUCUCACACACUUCCACGCGCAGAGCGAGCCCCCGGCGCCCGUGCUGCCGUCGCCGGACACCGUGGCGCUGGAUGUCGUCUCUGGCGCCGCUGGCGACUGGGCGCAUGGGCCCAUGGACAACGUCGACGUGUUCCUGCCCGAGCUCGGUGGCACCGGCGAGCAGUCUUUGCUGUUCCCUUAUGGCGAACUGCUGUUCAGUGGACUGCUGCUGCAGGCCGAUCAGGACCAGUGCAAGGCUGCCGCUGUCGGCGUUGGUGGCGGCGUGGAGCACUUGUCGGCCUCGACGUGCAGCUACUUCUUCCCCAACAGCAACAUGGCUGAGAUCACGUAUAAUUGACCUUUCAAAAAAAAAAGAGAUGACGUAUAAUUGGGCCGAUCACGCCGCCCACGCCAUGCCGCAGCAGCAGGGGCUCUGCAACACCUUGACAUAGGUCGACGUACCGCGAGUCAACUGAAUUAAUCCACCGGCCGGGAUGAUUGCUGCGUGAAAAAGAUUGCUCGAUUGUUGCAGUCCGUUGCGCUGGUCCGGCAGUUCACUCACUCUCUUUUGAUCUUUCUUCCUUUCUUUCCCGUUCACAUUUUUCUCCCUUUUGAGUGGCUCUUGGCUCUUGCUCGUGUUUGCUGUGUAUGUAUGUACGUAUGAGAUGAGAGAAAUAUGGGUUGAUUACAGGUAAACUAUGAUGUAUAGUAUAAUAGACUUAUGAUUAAUUUCACCGCAAAUAAAUCAUAUGCACAUUUUUCCUGUGA
Messenger RNA from Brachypodium distachyon (stiff brome), 1559 nucleotides. RefSeq names its product transcription factor RAX1. NCBI's taxonomy places the organism in Eukaryota, Viridiplantae, Streptophyta, Magnoliopsida, Poales, Poaceae. The record is from RefSeq and is a predicted model, not a curated record. Bases 277 to 1149 code for a protein of 290 amino acids. The transcript has 2 exons.